This is a messenger RNA of Penicillium mononematosum, 922 nucleotides long. RefSeq names its product snoRNA-binding rRNA-processing protein IMP4. Bases 41 to 922 code for a protein of 293 amino acids. Gene Ontology annotation, biological process: rRNA processing. Gene Ontology annotation, molecular function: snoRNA binding; rRNA primary transcript binding. Gene Ontology annotation, cellular component: small-subunit processome; Mpp10 complex; nucleolus. The record is from RefSeq and is a predicted model, not a curated record. Lineage: Eukaryota; Fungi; Ascomycota; Eurotiomycetes; Eurotiales; Aspergillaceae. The transcript is spliced from 2 exons.
GCUCGUCUUUGCUUAAGCCACUUUUACUUCAAUAUUCAAAAUGCUGCGCCGCCAAACUCGCGAGCGUCGCGAUUAUCUCUAUCGGAGAGCUUUGCUACUCCGUGAUGCCUCCAUUGCCGAAAAAAGAUCGCAACUCAAGGCUUCAUUAGCUUCUGGAAAGCCUCUAGAUCCUACAAUCGCAAAUGAUAAAAAGCUUCGGGAAGACUUCAAAUAUGACGAGUCAAAGGACAAGGAAGAUGCUGAGAUGGACAUCGACGAUGAAUACGUUUUAACCUCCGGCAUUAUCGACCCCCGUCCUCUGGUCACCACCUCUCGCUCACCCUCCGCUCGCCUCGGAGCAUUUGCGAAAGAAAUCCGCCUUCUCCUUCCCACCUCCAUUCGUCUCAACCGUGGAACUCUCGUUCUUGGAGACCUCGUCUCUAGCGCAACAUCCGCCGCUCUGACCGACAUGGUCCUUCUCCACGAGCACCGUGGUACCCCGACCGCACUCACUAUUUCCCACCUUCCCCAUGGCCCCACCGCCAGUUUCUCUCUUCACAAUGUCGUCCUUCGCCAGGAUAUUCCGAAUGCCGCCCGUGGUACCGUAUCGGAAAGCUACCCGCACUUAGUUUUUGAGGGAUUCAAGACGAAGCUGGGUGCCCGCGUUGUUCAGAUUCUAAAGCACCUUUUCCCCCCGCGCGAGCCUGGAAAGAUCGGCAACCGUAUUGUAAGUUUUGUGAACAAGGACGACAACAUCGAAGUGCGGCACCAUGUUUUCGUCAAGACUGGGUACCGGGAUGUGGAGUUGGCUGAAGUUGGACCCCGCAUGACGAUGCGACUUUUCGAGAUCCGUGGAGGUACAUUGGAGAAGGGCUCGAGCGGCGACAUCGAAUGGGCUCUUACCCAAUACACGAGAACCAGCAAAAAGAAGGAAUACCUAUGA